Messenger RNA from Aspergillus affinis, 1620 nucleotides. Its product is annotated as chaperonin-containing T-complex subunit CCT6. Gene Ontology annotation, molecular function: ATP-dependent protein folding chaperone; ATP binding; ATP hydrolysis activity. NCBI's taxonomy places the organism in Eukaryota, Fungi, Ascomycota, Eurotiomycetes, Eurotiales, Aspergillaceae. The transcript has 7 exons. Gene Ontology annotation, cellular component: chaperonin-containing T-complex. Gene Ontology annotation, biological process: protein folding. The record is from RefSeq and is a predicted model, not a curated record. The coding region runs from base 1 to 1620 and encodes 539 amino acids.
AUGUCUGCGACACAGUUACUCAAUCCUAAGGCCGAAUCGAGGCGGAGAGGAGAGGCCUUGAAGGUGAACAUCAGCGCUGGUGUGGGCCUUCAAGAUGUCUUGAAAUCGAACCUGGGUCCCUCGGGAACAUUGAAGAUGUUGGUGGACGGUGCUGGCGGAAUUAAAUUGACGAAGGAUGGAAAUGUGCUGCUGCGAGAGAUGCAAAUCCAAAACCCCACUGCCGUCAUGAUUGCUCGGGCCGCUACCGCACAGGACGAUAUCACUGGUGAUGGAACGACGUCCGUUGUCUUGAUGGUGGGAGAGCUCUUGAAGCAGGCAGACCGACACAUUUCCGAGGGUGUGCACCCUCGAGUGAUCACUGAUGGCUACGAGAUCGCCAAGAAUGAGGCCCUCAAGUUCCUCGACCAAUUCAAGAUUGAGAAGCCAGUUGACCGUGAAUUGCUGCUUUCUGUUGCCAGAACCUCGCUCAGCACCAAGCUCAACAGCGCCCUUGCCGAGAAGCUCACCCCCGAUAUCGUUGAUGCCGUGCUCGCCAUCCACAGAGCCCCUGAGAAGCCGGAUCUGCACAUGGUCGAAAUCAUGACCAUGCAACAUCGGUCGUCGUCUGACACGCAAUUGAUUCGUGGUCUGGCUUUGGACCACGGCGCGAGACACCCGGAUAUGCCCAAGCGAGUGGAGAACGCCUUCAUCCUGACGCUCAACGUCAGUCUGGAGUAUGAAAAGUCGGAGAUCAACUCUGGCUUCUACUACUCUAGCGCCGAGCAGAGAGACAAGUUGGUGGAGAGUGAGCGAAAGUUCGUGGACGCUAAGUUGCAGAAGAUUGUCGAGCUCAAGAAGGAGGUUUGCGGUAACGACCCGAAGAAGAGCUUUGUCGUCAUCAACCAGAAGGGUAUUGAUCCUCUAAGCUUGGAUGUUCUUACCAAGAACGGCAUCCUGGCCCUCCGGAGAGCCAAGCGGAGGAACAUGGAGCGUCUCCAGUUGAUCUGCGGCGGUACUGCACAGAACAGUGUCGAUGACCUUACGCCCGACGUUCUUGGCUGGGCCGGUCUGGUCUACGAACACCAGCUUGGAGAGGAGAAGUACACUUUCGUUGAGGAAGUCAAGGACCCCAAGUCGGUCACCAUCCUCAUCAAGGGUCCCAACCAGCACACCAUCGCACAGGUCAAGGACGCCGUCCGCGACGGUCUGCGGUCCGUCUACAACUCUAUCGUUGAUGGCUGCGUGAUCCCUGGUGCCGGUGCCUUCCAGGUUGCCUGCGCCGCCCACCUCACAGACAAGGUCAGCAAGACCGUCAAGGGUAAGGCCAAGUGGGGAGUUGGCGCCUUUGCCGAUGCCUUGUUGAUCAUCCCGAAGACCCUUGCGGCCAACUCCGGCCAUGAUAUCCAGGACUCCUUGGCUGCUCUGCAAGACGAGCAAACCGCCGGUAACACCGUUGGUCUGGACUUGAACACGGGAGAGCCGAUGGAUCCUGUCCAGGAGGGUGUCUUCGAUUCUUUCCGCGUGCUGCGUAACCUGAUCGCCUCGAGCACGGGUAUCGCCUCUAACCUGCUCCUAUGUGAUGAACUUCUGAAGGCCCGCCAGAUGGGUAAACAGGGCGGACCUGGUGGCAUGGAGGAGUAA